AUGGCCAAUGCUGGAGCAGCCUUUGGGUUGGAAGACGUGCCGGAUUUGGAACAGCCAAGUACAACCGGGAUUACCAUGACUCUUCGUCAAAUUCAUGAGCUGGCUGCACAAGAGGACUACACCAAGGCGGCUCGCUUCAAACCUAGUGCUUUGGCCGGCAUCCAACCACACCCGUUGCACUACUUGAAAUGGCACAAGAAGGCUAUUUCCUUUUACAUGCCCAUCAAAGUGCCACAUGGAAUGGAACUCCGGCAAUCCAACCAAGUCCGAUCUGUGAACGAAGUGGUCAAGGAAGUCAAGAAGGCGGAGACUCAACACCGCGGAAGAAGUCCUGUUGAGUAUCGCAAGGUGGUCCUGAACUCUACGGCAAAGGGGCUUUGA
Messenger RNA from Seminavis robusta, 381 nucleotides. Lineage: Eukaryota; Bacillariophyta; Bacillariophyceae; Naviculales; Naviculaceae. The record is from the annotation of a GenBank genome assembly.